Sciurus carolinensis (gray squirrel) is the source of this 1770-nucleotide messenger RNA. RefSeq names its product V-set and immunoglobulin domain containing 2 (gene Vsig2). Lineage: Eukaryota; Metazoa; Chordata; Mammalia; Rodentia; Sciuridae. The coding region runs from base 696 to 1712 and encodes 338 amino acids. The transcript is spliced from 8 exons. The record is from RefSeq and is a predicted model, not a curated record.
CUUUCUGCUGGAGUUUUGGUGGUCCUGGCUUGGGUGUACAUUUGCUUUCCCUCCUCUUCCUCUCUGGGGCAGGGGAGGGGAACCUCCUUUGUGCUUCCUUCUCCCACACAAUUGGAUCCUUAACAAACACACCUUCCUGCCUAUGGUGCAGCAUUCCCUUUUGUUACUGAGGGAGAGCUGAGUAUAGAAUGUGGUAUAGAAACAUGUUGAAAUUCUGCCAUGUUCUUUCCUAACAAGGGUGAGGACCUCUGGGUCUCAGUUUCUCUGUCUGUACAAUGGAGGGACUCUGGGAAUGGAGAGGUGGGUGUGGUUUUAUGGAGACUCCUACUCCAGCAAGUGGUGAACAGAAGGAUUUUGGAGGAACAAGAAACUCCAAAGGGGCCAGAAAGGGUCUAAACCCAGAGGUACGUGCUCACUGGAAGAACCCAUGUUGGUGAAGUGUUUGCUAAGUCCCUGUGUUAGAGUGCCUCCUCUUCCUCCAAAGACACUCUUUCCCUGCAGAGCUCCAUUUCUGAGCUCUGGCCCUCAGGGUACCUACCCAAAGCCCAGCUCUUUUCCCAGGAUCUGACAGCUUCAGAAACUGGGGGGAAGAAGAAGGAAAAAGGAAGCAGGGCUACAGCGAUUUCAGAGUUGGGCCUGGAGGAGGGAGGAGCGUUUCCUUACCUGAAGACCCAGACACCCCGACAGACCAACAAAUGGCAGGACAGCUGGAGGUGGAAGUGACCAGGCUCCCUGCAAGACCUUUCCUCUACAGGGCUCUGCUGGGCUUUGUGUGCCUGAGUGCCCCGGGGCUAGCUGUGGAGGUGAAGGUACCUGCAGAGCCCCUGAGCACGCCGGUGGGCCAGACUGCUGAGCUGAGCUGCAGUUACAGCACAUCUGUGGGAGUCAACUUCGCCCUGGAGUGGAGCUUUGUGCAGGCUGGGAAACCCAUUUCUGCGGCCCAUCCUAUCCUAUACUUCACCAAUGGCCAUCUGUAUCCCACUGGUUCUAAGGCGGAACGGGCCAGCCUACUUCAGAACCCCCCCACAGGAGGGGUGGCCACCCUGAGAUUGACUGAUGUUCGCCCCUCAGAUACUGGAACCUAUCUCUGUCACGUUAACAAUCCACCAGAUUUCUACACCAAUGGGUUGGGAUUAAUCAACCUUACUGUGCUGGUUCCCCCCAGUAGCCCCUUAUGCACUCAGAGUGGGCCAACUUUUGUGGGGGGCUCUACUAUGCUGAGAUGCAGCUCUUCUGAGGGAGCUCCGAAGCCAGUGUACAACUGGGUACACGUUGGAUCUUCUCCUCCACCUUCUCCUGGCAGCAUGGUUCAAGAUGAGGUAUCUGGCCAGCUCAUUCUCAGCAAUCUCUCCCUGACCUCCGCGGGCACCUACCGCUGUGUGGCCACCAACCAGAUGGGCAGUGCAUCCUGUGAGCUGACCCUCUCUGUGACUGACUCCUCCAAAGGUCGAGUGGCUGGAACUCUGAUUGGGGUGCUCCUGGGUGUGUUGCUUCUGUCAGUUGCUGCAUUCUGUUUGAUCAGAUUCCAGAAAGAGAGGAAGAAGAAGCCCAAGGAGUCAUAUGUGGGUAGUGAACUUCGGGAGGAUGCCAUGGCUCCUGGGAUUUUUGAGCAAUCUUCUAUGAAGGUGGAUUCUAGCAAAGGGCUCCUGGAAAGGUCCCCAUCUACCAGUACUAUGACGACCACGAAGUCCAAGCUCCCUAUGGUUGUCUGACUUCUGAUCCCUGAGGAUGGUGAGGAGGAAUAUCAAUAAUUAAAAUCUUUGGGUACCA